Molecule: messenger RNA, 2865 nt
Organism: Closterium sp. Yama58-4
Lineage: Eukaryota; Viridiplantae; Streptophyta; Zygnematophyceae; Desmidiales; Closteriaceae
Source: the annotation of a GenBank genome assembly
AUGGCGACUUCCGACGAAACCAAGGGCCUUCGCCCUCCGUCGACCACGAUCGCGACUGACAUGACUCAGUUGGUCGGCAAGACCCCCAUGGUGUAUUUGAACAAAGUGACUGAAGGAUGUGUGGCCAACAUUGCGGCCAAGCUGGAGAUUAUGGAGCCCUGCUGCAGCGUCAAGGAUCGUAUCGCCGUGAGCAUGAUCACAGACGCGGAAGAGAAGGGACUCAUCACUCCAGGCAAGAGCGUGCUGGUGGAGCCGACGAGUGGCAACACGGGCAUCGGACUCGCCUUUGUGGCGGCAGCGAGGGGCUACAAGCUCACCCUCACCAUGCCCGCCUCCAUGAGCCUCGAGCGCCGCGUGCUGCUGCGCGCGUUCGGGGCGGAUCUGGUUCUGACAGACCCCGCCAAGGGCAUGAAGGGCGCGAUUGCCAAGGCGGAGGAGAUUGUGGCGAGCACUGAAGGCGCUUACAUGCUGCAGCAGUUUGAAAACCCGGCCAAUCCCAAGGUGCACUUUGAAACGACGGGUCCUGAGAUCUGGGAGGGCUCCAACGGACACGUGGACAUUCUGGUGUCGGGGAUUGGCACGGGAGGCACAGUCACAGGUGCUGGAAGGUUCCUCAGGAGCAAGAACCCGGAUGUGAAGCUCGUGGGGGUGGAGCCCAAGGAAAGCCCUGUGAUCUCAGGUGGAAAGCCAGGCCCGCACAAGAUCCAGGGCAUCGGUGCCGGUUUUGUGCCGGGAGUGCUGGAUGUGGGGCUGCUGAGCGAAGUGGUGCAGCAAUCAAGUCAAGUGAAACACUUCGGAGUGCUGGAUGUGGGGCUGCUGAGCGAAGUGGUGCAGCCAGGAGUGCUGGACGUGGGGCUGCUGAGCGAAGUGGUGCAGGUAAGCUAUUCUCUUAGAGCAACUAGGGUAGAUGGGUACAGCUACUCGAAAGUGCCAGGAGUGCUGGACGUGGGGCUGCUGAGCGAAGUGGUGCAGGUAAGCUAUUCUCUUAGAGCAACUAGGGUAGAUGGGUACAGCUACUCGAAAGUGUCAGGAGUGCUGGACGUGGGGCUGCUGAGCGAAGUGGUGCAGGUAAGCUAUUCUCUUAGAGCAACUAGGGUAGAUGGGUACAGCUACUCGAAAGUGCCAGGAGUGCUGGACGUGGGGCUGCUGAGCGAAGUGGUGCAGGUAAGCUAUUCUCUUAGAGCAACUAGGGUAGAUGGGUACAGCUACUCGAAAGUGCCAGGAGUGCUGGACGUGGGGCUGCUGAGCGAAGUGGUGCAGGUAAGCUAUUCUCUUAGAGCAACUAGGGUAGAUGGGUACAGCUACUCGAAAGUGCCAGGAGUGCUGGACGUGGGGCUGCUGAGCAAAGUGGUGCAGGUAAGCUAUUCUCUUAGAGCAACUAGGGUAGAUGGGUACAGCUACUCGAAAGUGCCAGGAGUGCUGGACGUGGGGCUGCUGAGCGAAGUGGUGCAGGUAAGCUAUUCUCUUAGAGCAACUAGGGUAGAUGGGUACAGCUACUCGAAAGUGCCAGGAGUGCUGGACGUGGGGCUGCUGAGCGAAGUGGUGCAGGUAAGCUAUUCUCUUAGAGCAACUAGGGUAGAUGGGUACAGCUACUCGAAAGUGCCAGGAGUGCUGGACGUGGGGCUGCUGAGCGAAGUGGUGCAGGUAAGCUAUUCUCUUAGAGCAACUAGGGUAGAUGGGUACAGCUACUCGAAAGUGUCAGGAGUGCUGGACGUGGGGCUGCUGAGCGAAGUGGUGCAGGUAAGCUAUUCUCUUAGAGCAACUAGGGUAGAUGGGUACAGCUACUCGAAAGUGCCAGGAGUGCUGGACGUGGGGCUGCUGAGCGAAGUGGUGCAGGUAAGCUAUUCUCUUAGAGCAACUAGGGUAGAUGGGUACAGCUACUCGAAAGUGCCAGGAGUGCUGGACGUGGGGCUGCUGAGCGAAGUGGUGCAGGUAAGCUAUUCUCUUAGAGCAACUAGGGUAGAUGGGUACAGCUACUCGAAAGUGCCAGGAGUGCUGGACGUGGGGCUGCUGAGCGAAGUGGUGCAGGUAAGCUAUUCUCUUAGAGCAACUAGGGUAGAUGGGUACAGCUACUCGAAAGUGCCAGGAGUGCUGGACGUGGGGCUGCUGAGCGAAGUGGUGCAGGUAAGCUAUUCUCUUAGAGCAACUAGGGUAGAUGGGUACAGCUACUCGAAAGUGCCAGGAGUGCUGGACGUGGGGCUGCUGAGCGAAGUGGUGCAGGUAAGCUAUUCUCUUAGAGCAACUAGGGUAGAUGGGUACAGCUACUCGAAAGUGCCAGGAGUGCUGGACGUGGGGCUGCUGAGCGAAGUGGUGCAGGUAAGCUAUUCUCUUAGAGCAACUAGGGUAGAUGGGUACAGCUACUCGAAAGUGCCAGGAGUGCUGGACGUGGGGCUGCUGAGCGAAGUGGUGCAGGUAAGCUAUUCUCUUAGAGCAACUAGGGUAGAUGGGUACAGCUACUCGAAAGUGCCAGGAGUGCUGGACGUGGGGCUGCUGAGCGAAGUGGUGCAGGUAAGCUAUUCUCUUAGAGCAACUAGGGUAGAUGGGUACAGCUACUCGAAAGUGCCAGGAGUGCUGGACGUGGGGCUGCUGAGCGAAGUGGUGCAGGUAAGCUAUUCUCUUAGAGCAACUAGGGUAGAUGGGUACAGCUACUCGAAAGUGCCAGGAGUGCUGGACGUGGGGCUGCUGAGCGAAGUGGUGCAGGUAAGCUAUUCUCUUAGAGCAACUAGGGUAGAUGGGUACAGCUACUCGAAGUGCCAGGAGUGCUGGACGUGGGCUGCUGAGCGAAGUGGUGCAGGUAGAGUGCUGGACUGGGGCUGCUACUCGAAAGUGCCAGACGUGCUGCUGAAAGUGGUGCUAUUCUCUUAG